AUGAUACCAGAAUACUCAAAGCUCUUAAAAGAUCUCAUAACUAAGAAGAAGAGUUUGAAAGACUAUGACAUAUUUACUGUUGAAAAGGAUUGUAGUACCAUCUUGCAGAAUUCAACGAAGCUAGGUGAUCCAGGUAGUUUUACUAUUCCUAUAUCAAUUGGGAAUCUAUUAGUAGGAAGAUCAUUACUUGAUCUUGGAUCCAGCGUCAACCUAAUGCCAUUAUCUCUGCUAAACAAAAUUGGAAAGGUAGCAAUGAAACCAACACGCAUGAUGCUACAACUAGCGGACCGUUCCAUUAAAUUUCCUCCUGGAAUAGUGGAGAACAUGCCAGUACGAGUUCGGAGGUUCACCAUACCAAUGGACUUUGUCAUCAUGGAUAUCAGAGAAGAAGUUGUUGUCCCUUUAAUUCUAGGAAAACCAUUCAUGAAUACCGCUAAUGUUGUCAUCAGUGUUGCGGUAAGAAAAUGCACUUUAUGA
Messenger RNA from Glycine soja, 477 nucleotides. RefSeq lists its product as uncharacterized. The transcript has a single exon. Bases 1 to 477 code for a protein of 158 amino acids. The record is from RefSeq and is a predicted model, not a curated record. NCBI's taxonomy places the organism in Eukaryota, Viridiplantae, Streptophyta, Magnoliopsida, Fabales, Fabaceae.